This is a messenger RNA of Echinococcus granulosus, 462 nucleotides long. RefSeq lists its product as hypothetical. NCBI's taxonomy places the organism in Eukaryota, Metazoa, Platyhelminthes, Cestoda, Cyclophyllidea, Taeniidae. Gene Ontology annotation, biological process: mitochondrial electron transport, cytochrome c to oxygen. The coding region runs from base 1 to 462 and encodes 153 amino acids. The transcript has 4 exons. The record is from RefSeq and is a predicted model, not a curated record.
AUGGCGGUGGUUUUGACGAGGGCAUUGUGUCCUUUUGGUCGCACUGGCUCAUCAUUGCUUCGUCUUUCGAAACCAAGCGCGGUAUUCUCGCGCAGUAUUAUCAAAAGACCACCCUUUAUACAGAAGCUGUACGACAAGAUGGAUGCCAUAGAGCAUAGUAUUGAUGAGGAGGCGAAUAUCGGGGCUAAUCUCCCCUUCAGUAUUGAAAAUCCCCGCCGUUUGGCUAUAAAGUUUAUUCUCUUUAUUGGCAUUGCCUUUAACAUACCCUUUUUUGUCACCUAUUACCAAAUGAAAGCCGCCAAGAGUGGCAUUGCCAUGAAUGUCGGUGGUGGAUGGUGUUGCAGCUUUGUCGGCGGUGGGGGUCGCUGGAUGAAGUGCAAGCUGUCCGAGGCGUUUGAAGGUACCCGUGCGACUCGAGCCUUCGCCGGAACCGUAAUGGGGCGCAUCGGUGUCGGCGUAUAG